UGGCGCUACUCUAUCAACAGCAGCAGAUUCAGAGGAUCUGUAUACCGGCUAGCAAAUGAGCGCCCUUUUUCUCGAAUUUUCGCGUCAGUUUCGUGCCUGUAAAACCAAACAGGACCAAAUCACCACGAUGAUGAAUUUCCUGUACCAGUAUGGCCAACCAUCCAGCCAAUCUUAAAAUCAUUACGUGGAACGCCUGCUCGCUUGCAGCAAAACAGAUGGAGCUCGCAGAGUUCCUUAGAAACUAUAAGAUCGACAUCGCAACUAUCAUCGAAUCUCACCUUAAACCCAACAUCAACUUCCACCUACCUGACCAUACUAUUGUUCGACUGGAUCGUUCCACAUCACGAGGGGGUGGUGUCGCUGUAGCAGUGAGACGAGGUCUGAAGUUCCUUUCAUUAAGAAGCUUCAACCUCAAAAUUAUUGAGGCUAUCGGCAUCGAACUUAUAACAACAACAGGGCCAAUCAACAUCAUUGCAGCGUACUGCCCCUACCAAGUGAAGGAAGGAGACGACUCCAGUCUGCUGUUAUGCAGAGACCUCAUCGCACUUAGCCGGAAUCGUGGCAAAUUUAUCCUAGCUAGAGAUUUGAAUGCCAAACAUGAAGCCUGGGGGAAUCUUCGACGAAACAUGAAUGGCAGAGUUCUCUUUAGUGAUCUUCCUUGCGGGCACUACAACAUCCUGUGCUCCGAGGAGGCAACAUACUUUUCUCCGGCUGGGGUUCCAUCAACUCUUGACAUUUUUGUCACAAAUUUGACCAACGUCCAGCAGCCAACGGUGGUGCACGAGCUAAGUAGUGACCACUACCCGGUAAUGAUAGUUCUUGGUGAAGAGGUGGGGACCAGGAGGUUGCAGCGCAAGAAUUACCAUCGAGUCAACUGGCCAGUUUUCCAUCAACUGGUCGACGCUGGCGUGAUUUUUGACCAUUCGCUGCAUACCAAGGAAGACAUUGAUAGUGCGCUGAGUGGCGUAGAAGAGGCACUGUGUGUAGCUCGGGAGCAGCAUGUCCAACCAGUUCCGUGUAUUCGUCGAGAUAAAUUAUUCAAAACCUGUCAAAACAAGAUGAGCCUGCCAGUAGUAUCACCGCAGAAGCAAAUAAAAUUUGCUGGUCCAAGACCACGAAAUUCUCUGGAAAGUAUCCGUUCGAAGCCCCUCCCAAAAAAAACAGGCUAUGCCCCAUGCCAACAAAGCCUUUCCGACGACAGCUACUUAUGUGCGCAACACAAAACAAUCGACUGUGGAGAACCGAUUUGUUCCCAAUCAACAGUUGAAGAAGAUACAAUUUCAGAGAAUGGCAAUGAUGUAAAUACCGAUUAUACGAACCAUGAUGAAGACGCUAGCCAAAAUGAUCAAACAGAGUCUUUUGAACAAAGCCUCACACAGGAAUCGUUUUUCAAUAUUUCACGCAUUCCAAAGGAUGAGCCCGAAAAUCAGACUGUCCCCAGUCUUAAGAUUGAUGUUAAAAUUUCAAUGGUUGCAAUGGUUUUGAUAACCAUUGCCAUCUUUUUUUCCCGAAUUCUGACAAUGCCUAGCGAACGUCCCCACCAACAAACUCUUCCGAAACAAAAGCAUUGUGACAAUUUUUUGAAACUCGGAUCCAAAUAUCCGGUGGCAGACCUGAUGGUUUGGAAAACAUUAAAUAUAAGCGUAAAUCGAGCAUUUUACCGUGAUCCUGGCGAGUCAACCACAUUCAUCUUUCUCCAUAAUUCGUCGGCCAUUGAAGAUUCAUUCUUGGAGGAUAUCAUUCGUGUAACAUCAGAGUGCAACGGGGGCCGCCAACCAAUUCGUCUCAACAGCGCCGAUUUUAUCAACACAGGAAUAGCCCAGAAUCAUACCGCCUUUCUUGAGCAACACAAAAAGCUACUGGAAGAAAACGGAAUUUUGGUGGUACAAAACCUGGACCAAAUUCCACCGCGUGAUGCGAAAGUGUUCUUCACGAUUUGCGACUCAUACGAGCCUUUAGUGCAGGAAACCAUAAUUUUCUUCACACUAGACGUUUCGCAUCAACCGGAGUACGCCACUAAUUCGCAACGCAGCGCAACCGAAAUAGCGGAAAAGAUUUUGAAAAAAAUGUGGCAAAAUGAACUGAACGAAAAUAUGCUUAUUCCCCUGUUGACCCGACUGACAGACAAUGUGUUUAAAAUUGGUUUUUAAUUUGUUUUUAUAAAUGAAAUUAUUGCAUACGUUCGCUAUCGUUGUCGUUUCAAUCAAAAUCCCAAUUAAAAAAAUAAAGUUCCGGAUUUCACAAAACGAUUCAAAAAAAUAACAAUUUUUAGCACUGCUAGAAAAAUUAUAACAAAAAAUUGACCCAGAACAAACCGUAACAUUUUUUCUUCAUAGUUUGCACCCCGAGGGGGUGUCAAAAAUAUAAGGUUUGGCCCCUUCUUGCAAUGGUUAUCUCUCUCGAUGCCUAAUUUGAGUAGAGAGAUCAGACAUAUCACUGUUUUAUGUGCGAUUCACAUAGCACGUUACGGAGAAGAACGUCUACGUUCCGUCAACGACUCCACCAAUUCACACACGCAGUCAAUGCUUCCACCAGCACCGUCCCGUCAAAUGCCAAACGAAUGAUUUAUUUAAUUUUAUUCAUGGUGUCGCCACCUACAACAAUUUUAAAUUGCAAUGUCCUCUUUCAAAUCAGCAUGC
Molecule: messenger RNA, 2639 nt
Organism: Toxorhynchites rutilus septentrionalis
Lineage: Eukaryota; Metazoa; Arthropoda; Insecta; Diptera; Culicidae
Gene: TORIP
Exons: 4
Coding region: 150-2150 (666 amino acids)
Molecular function (GO): catalytic activity
Source: RefSeq, a predicted model, not a curated record